Vidua chalybeata is the source of this 2727-nucleotide messenger RNA. It is a transcript of the gene PLPPR1, whose product is annotated as phospholipid phosphatase related 1. The transcript is spliced from 8 exons. Gene Ontology annotation, biological process: signal transduction; phospholipid metabolic process; phospholipid dephosphorylation. The coding region runs from base 132 to 1109 and encodes 325 amino acids. Gene Ontology annotation, molecular function: phosphatidate phosphatase activity. The record is from RefSeq and is a predicted model, not a curated record. NCBI's taxonomy places the organism in Eukaryota, Metazoa, Chordata, Aves, Passeriformes, Viduidae.
GGGCGGACCACGAUGCCCGGCCGGCGAGCGCUGCCCGCCCGCCCUCCCGGAGACCGCUGCCCGUAGCGGGGCCGCCGCGCCGCGGGGAUAUAAACUUUUGAGCAGUGCCUCCCCAAGAAGUGUGAUGAGAAAUGGCUUUAGGAAACAAUACCCAGAGAAGUUAUUCCAUCAUCCCCUGUUUCAUCUUUGUUGAGCUUGUCAUCAUGGCUGGGACUGUUCUGCUCGCCUACUACUUCGAGUACACUGACACUUUUCAGGUGCAUAUCCAAGGUUUCUUCUGUCAGGAUGGCAAUUUGAUGAAACCAUACCCUGGGACAGAGGACGAGAGCUUCAUUUCACCACUCGUGCUGUACUGUGUGCUGGCUUCAUCUCCGACAGCGAUUAUUUUUAUUGGUGAGAUAUCCAUGUAUUUCAUAAAGUCAACCCGAGAAACCCUCAUUAUUCAAGAGAAAACUAUUUUGACUGGAGAGUGCUGUUACCUGAACCCACUGCUUCGCAGAAUAAUACGUUUUAUAGGAGUGUUUGCAUUUGGACUUUUUGCCACUGACAUCUUUGUAAAUGCUGGCCAGGUUGUGACUGGGAACUUGGCUCCCUACUUCCUGACUGUGUGCAAACCCAACUACACUGGAAACGACUGUCGGGCCCACCACCAGUUCAUAAACAACGGCAACAUCUGCACAGGGGAUGUGGAGGUGAUUGAAAAGGCCAGGAGAUCCUUUCCAUCCAAACAUGCUGCUUUGAGCAUCUACUCAGCUUUAUAUGCCACGAUGUACAUCACAAGCACUAUUAAAACAAAGAGUAGCAGGCUAGCCAAGCCCGUCCUUUGUCUGGGAACCCUGUGUGCUGCCUUCCUCACUGGGCUAAAUCGAGUGUCUGAGUAUCGAAACCACUGUUCAGACGUGAUCGCAGGCUUCAUCCUGGGAAGUGCUGUAGCCUUGUUUCUGGGGAUCUGUGUUGUCCAUAACUUUAAAGGCAGUCAUGCAGCUCCUUCUAAACCGAAGCCUGAAGACCCACGAGGAAUGCCACUAAUGGCUUUUCCCAGGGUGGAAAGUCCUCUGGAGACACUGAGUGCACAGAAUCACUCUGCCUCUAUGACUGAAGUAACCUGAGAUGGGAGAUCAGCAGCCGAAGCUAUUUUUUACUACCCUCCAGUAAAAUACUCCAAGACACACAGUUACUAAAUGUCUAACUCUGAUGACCAGUAUUAUGUUAUGUCUAGUUAGAGGCUAAUGUUUUGUACUUUUUUUGUAUGAGGAAGUGAUGUAGCUUGCCCUGAUUUUUUGUCAGCUUUAAUAUUAUUAUGCCAGACUUUAAAAGCAAAACAGAAAAAGAACAAAAAAAAACCUUUUCUUGUUUAAAGUGUGCACUGAGGAACUACAUCUAUGGAAUUGUUGAUGUUGUUAUGUGAUAUUUGUACACAAUUUUUUUUCUUCUCAGUUUUGAAUUUAUAUAUCUUGGGGGGAAAAAAUUCACUUUUACCUUUUCUUACCAUAAGAAGCUCUGGGUCAGAUUCUCCUCUGAGUAAACUCAGCAUGGAUCUGAAGUAAUUGCAUAUAUUUAAUUCAUAUUAACAGUGAUCAGGAAUCUAACCUGAAUGAUACUAUCAACAAGAAACAAAAAUCCAUCCUUGAUUCAGUGAGCUACUUAAGUGUUCCCUAGGAGUUAAUGGACUUCAGUUACCACCCAGUUCCCAGACUAGAAGAAGCAUGUUCUUAAGCACCUCAUUGAUUCAAAGCCAGAUUGUUCUAGUGUGGGUGAUUGUGCCAGUUAUUGAAGAAUAACUAAAACAACAUCCUUGGUCUGCAGUAUAGACAGACAGGACGUCAAAAUUUAUAGUAGUAGCUGAUAGCAUGUGAGCUGACUAUAUCAUCUUCCUAGACCCUCAUUCCUCCCCAAGGCCCAGCUAAAGCUCCCAGUGAAACCUGGCUUCAGGAAUUGACUAUGGGGAUAUACAGCCACCACUGCGGGGCUGAGGCUGCGCUGUAAGUGUUUCAUCAUUUCAUCAUAGAUUUGUGGGGUAACUAGUGACACUGGUGCAAAGGAAAAGUGGCACCACUCCUUCACCACGGUGGCAUUCCUUGGCAUUCACAUUGGCAUAGCCAAGAAGCCAGUUUUGCUGCCCAAAAUGUAUUUUUUUUUUCCUGAGGAGCUUUGACAAGCCAAGAAAAAAAAAAGACAGAAAGGAAAGAGAAGACAGAAAGAAAGACAGACAGAAAGAAAAAGAGAGACAGAAAGACAGAAAGACAGACAGAAAGAAAGAAAGAAAGAAAGAAAGAAAGAGCUGAGUCUGUAGUAGCAGUCUGCAUUUUUUUGUGAAUUCCGCCAUACAGAUCAAAACUGCUAUUUUACAAUUCAACAACUUUGUCUAAGCAUUAUAAAGACAACUAAGUAUGGAUUGGGAAUGGGAAGAACAACAAAAAAAAAGCCCACUUACAAUGGUUACAACUAGAGCAGAGGCUUCAUUAAAUGAUUUUUCACUGUUUCUAGGAUUUUCCUGCAUCUCAUUCUAGCAUGGUGAUAACUGCUGUAUGUCUCCUUUAAAGAAUGGAGCCUCUGUACUUUUAUUGGAAUGUUUACCUCACAUUUCCAUGUUGGUUCUUCUUGGCUUUUUUUUUUUUUUUUUUUUGGUAUAUUUUUUCCAAAACAAAAGCAAAAAAAUUUAUCAAAAAAGCAAACACAUGAGCCAGUCUUUCAUUUGCCUAUGACACAAAGAAAAUCUGGAAUGUC